GGUCACGAAUUGACACACUUCUAUUUAGUAACAUGAAUUGUACUUGUUGAGCUACAAAUUUUGAGAAUAUGUUGCAACCAUCGAGACAACAAAUACUACGGCUUUAUAAGCAUCUCAUCCGCUACGGAAAUCAUCUGAAAUUAACGGACAAGAACUAUUUCUUAGGACGUGUGCGUCACGAGUUCCGCGAAAACCGGCAGCUUUCGAAUCCUCUAGAGAUCGAAUUUAGCUUUAAGCGCGGCGAAACGCUGCUUAAAAAAGGACGUAUACUCUAACAAUGCUCCGAGCAAUUACAAGUCAGUUCACCACCUUUUGCCGCCUAAGUAUGGUUCGUUGCAAAGCUACCGGCAACAUAGAUUACUCACGCUAUCCAACGCU
Scaptodrosophila lebanonensis is the source of this 378-nucleotide messenger RNA. Its product is annotated as MIEF1 upstream open reading frame protein. The record is from RefSeq and is a predicted model, not a curated record. The transcript is spliced from 2 exons. Lineage: Eukaryota; Metazoa; Arthropoda; Insecta; Diptera; Drosophilidae. Bases 69 to 275 code for a protein of 68 amino acids.